This is a messenger RNA of Nymphaea colorata (pocket water lily), 1304 nucleotides long. RefSeq names its product GDSL esterase/lipase At1g29670-like. The record is from RefSeq and is a predicted model, not a curated record. The transcript has 4 exons. Bases 70 to 1206 code for a protein of 378 amino acids. Gene Ontology annotation, molecular function: hydrolase activity, acting on ester bonds. NCBI's taxonomy places the organism in Eukaryota, Viridiplantae, Streptophyta, Magnoliopsida, Nymphaeales, Nymphaeaceae.
UCCUUACCUUCUUCACCUGAUUAAUUCUAGGGAAUCUGUGAGAACUCACGUAGCAUACAGUUCCACGAGAUGCUGAGACCUGCUUCCAUUGCUUCCCUGACCUGCUUAAUAUUCUUCAUCAAACACUUCACACUUCUCGUGGGCGAGGGCGAUGUCAGGGCCAUGUUUGUUUUCGGCGACUCCAUUCUGGACAGCGGCAACAAUGACUUUGUGAAUACAACCCUCAGUGCUAAAUACUUUCCAUACGGUAUUGAUUUCCCAGUUGGUCCUACCGGGAGGACCAGCAAUGCAAGAAAUCCGGCAGACAUACUGGGGCAACUGUUGGGGCUACCACCAUUCCUUCCUGUCUUUUAUGAUCCUCUAACUAAAGGGAGCUCAAUUCUCGCCGGAGUCAAUUACGCAUCGAUCGGCUCCGGCAUCCUUGAUUCGACUAACCAAGAUGCAAAUGUGGUAUCUUUAAGCCAUCAAAUCACCAAUUUUCAAAAUGCAACCUUACCGGAUCUGAAGUCUCAACUUAACAGCAGUUCGGAACUCUCCGCCUACUUAGCGCAAAGCAUAUUUUUGGUUAGCUCUGGAGGCGUCGACUACUUGUCAAAUUGCUUACAGUCGGGUAGGAUUGAAUGUCAGUUGGAGGAAUUCACGGAGUUGCUAGUAGGAAAUUACAGUCAAGAACUCAAGAGGCUGUAUGAAUCUGGAGCAAGAAAAUUUGCAGUGUUGAAUACCCAACCAAGCGGUUGUCAGCCUUCUGCCAGAAUGCUGAACAACGGGUCAUGCAUAAAGGACUAUAACGACGCAUCAAUUUUGUUCAACAACGUGCUACGGAUUGCGCUGGAAGAACUAAGCCAAGAGAUGCCGGGCUUCACAUUUUCCUACAUCAACAUGUUUGGAAUAAUUAGUAGCAUGAUCGAUGAUCCCGCAGCUUAUGGACUGAAGAUCAUCAACGAAUCGUGUUGUGCUAUAUCAACGCUGAUUGGAACGGCUGCCUGUGAGGAAGGAGUUGAACCAUGUUUAGACAGGAGUAGAUUUGCUUACUACGAUGCCAUGCACCCUACAGAGACGACGUACAAGCAGAUUUGUGAAAGGGCUUAUUCUUCUCAGCUCACCACGGACGUGUACCCAUUCAAUGUGAAGCGUCUAGCAAGCCUCUCAUCGGACAUCAGUAUUUCCCCGUCCUUGUCUUCAAGGGCGCCAUGGGAUGUUGCUUAGAAGAAGUCUUUGUUGGGUGCUGUCAUCUGUAGAGCAUGUUGAGAAGUGAAAAAGCACGGGCCAUCAUUCUAAAUCAAAACUAGAUUAUUAUGGUCUCC